This is a messenger RNA of Amorphotheca resinae ATCC 22711, 1023 nucleotides long. RefSeq lists its product as hypothetical. Gene Ontology annotation, cellular component: mitochondrial small ribosomal subunit. The transcript has 3 exons. The record is from RefSeq and is a predicted model, not a curated record. Lineage: Eukaryota; Fungi; Ascomycota; Leotiomycetes; Helotiales; Amorphothecaceae. The coding region runs from base 69 to 791 and encodes 240 amino acids. Gene Ontology annotation, molecular function: structural constituent of ribosome.
CGACAGAGCAAUAUCUCGCUGUAUCACUGCGAGGACUUGCAACCAGAUCUGUAAUCGCCGCCGCAAAGAUGAGGGGAGUAAACCUCAAGCCCUCGCGGGUAUAUCAAACGGCCUCUAUGCUCCUGGAAUCCCACAGCAUAAGUCAACCUCCGCCCUGGUAUUCAACAAUAGGAGCAAUCCCUCCCUCCGAGAUCCUGACACGCACACUGCCUACCCAACACCAGGAGCGAAAGCCGAAGUCGCGUGUACGGAAACCAAGCAAAAUGUUCAAACCUCAGCCUAUCGAGUACGAAGAAGAUCGAUUAAGGAGGGAAUUCUAUGGUGAUCACCCAUGGGAGUUGGCCAGACCAAGAAUUGUCUUAGAGAAUGAUGGGAGGGAUGGGCAGAGGUGUGAUUGGAGCAGGUUGCAGCAGACCGGGAGACCUUUGAACGGCGAGAGUGUGGUUCAGAGGCAGCUGUGGCUCAUGAAUAACGCCGGAUUGAGCAAAAACCAAGCCUAUGAUUUGGUACGAAAGGAGUUCUAUGCUCUUCGUCACGAAGAGGAAGUGGAACGACGAGUUGCCAAGGAAGAAGCUCUGUGGGUUGGGGCACAGUUCGGAAAGAGCGCAUUAGAAGUCGGGAUGGAAUUGGAAGACAAGACCUAUGAACAAUGGAAAGAGUGGGCUAUAAAGGAGACUGAAGCCAUUGAACGGCAAAGAGAUUCCGCAUACACCACCAUUGGGACUCCGAAUGAGGAGGAAGGCGGUCUGGAGUUGGCUACGGAAACCACCGAGCAGUCUACUUUGGUUUGAAGAAGUCUGGCUGUGGUAUGAAUGUAUUGGUAGGCAAGGCGAAGGAAACUUGGGCGCGAAUCAUGUAGAAAUUCUGUGUACUAUGUAAAUUAGUGUUCCCUUGGAAGAGUCCAAAAUCUACCCCUGUCCUACUCUGUAGGGAGAAGCUUGGAGCAUUUUAGAACAUAUUCUCAAACCAAAUCACCUUGUUACGCAGACAGAAUCCGUGGCUGCAUAGCUCAAAGGGCCUUCU